AAUAGGCUGUCUCGCUGAGGCAGUGGGAGGGGCGAGGAGGCCCUCUCCUCCUCCCCGCACCCCGCGACUCGCAGGGCGACUAUGGCGACGGUGCCAAUGGAGCCGCUCCGCCUCGAGAGAGACAUUGCGCGAGCAAUAGAGCUUUUGGAAAAGUUACAGCGGAGUGGCGAGGUGCCUUCAGAGAAGCUGCAGGCACUUCAAAGGGUUCUGCAGAGCGAGUUUUGUACUGCCAUACGAGAGGUCUAUGAACAUGUGUACGAGACAGUCGGCAUCAGUGGCAGUGCAGAGGUCAGAGCAAGUGCCACCGCAAAGGCCACCGUGGCGGCAUUUGCGGCAAGCGAAGGACACGCGCACCCUCGCGUGGUGGAACUUCCCAAGACCGACGAGGGCCUGGGCUUCAACAUCAUGGGUGGAAAAGAGCAAAACUCACCCAUAUACAUCUCCCGCAUCAUCCCCGGCGGCGUGGCCGACCGGCAGGGUGGCCUCAAGCGCGGGGACCAGCUUCUCUCCGUCAACGGCGUGAGUGUGGAGGGCGAGCACCACGAGAAGGCCGUGGAGCUGCUGAAGCAGGCGCAGGGGACGGUGAAGCUGGUGGUGCGCUACACGCCCAAGGUGCUCGAGGAGAUGGAGGCUCGCUUCGAGAAGCUGCGCACGGCACGGCGCCGGCAGACGCACAACAACAGCUUCUCUUAGGCCUCGGAACACUGGGAUGCAAACGGUCAGCAAAUGGGAGACAAGCUGCAGCACCGCAACAUUUGCAGCAGCAACCUUGAAGCAGGUGUUGUUUUCCCCAUGUUUAUUCAAACUUCAUUGAUUGGAUAAGAAAAUGUGAAAUUAAUAAGGUAUCAUCAAGUGAAUAAGGUAUUAAAUGAGUACUGCCGAUAGUUGACUGAAGAUAAUCGACUGCUGUAUGGAUUUUUUUGCGAAGAUGCAAUAAUCUGUCGCACGCUUAAUUCUGCCCCUGCUGGGCUGCAGAUUUAAAUCUUUGUCUCUAAUAGAUUGUUGCAAAAGUUUCCCCUGAUAAUGUUGCUGGCCAUCUGCAUCACAGUGUCCAAGGCAUGUUUCAGGCAUCCAGUGUAUUCAGAAUUGGUGUGUAUAGGGCAAUGGCAUUUUCACCUCUACCCCCUCUUGUUUUAUCCAUUGCAUUUUUAAAAGCAAUGCCAGGAACCCCUCUAAUUGUAUUAUACACCGGGGACUAUUCCAUCUAAUGCAAACGCUGAGUAUAUUAAACCUUUAUUUUUUAAUUGUAGAGUCUAUAAGAAAUGAACAAACUCUUAAUGUGAUGCAACACAGCCUCCUUGCCUAAAUUUUAUAUUAAUAUAUAAAUGAAACUUAAUAGAAGAGUCAGAGGCUGGAAACAGACUGAGUGAAUGACUCAAAACUAUUCCAAUGUUUAUCCAUAAACAGCUGCCCCCCAAAAAUGUAUAAUUUUAAUAUACAUAGAGAUGAUUAGUUCUUUAUUGUAAUCUUACCCCUGCAAAAGCACACAUUUGAAGGUGCAGUCUGACAUUGCCAGGAACAGAAUCUUGCUAUUGAAGGCGAAAUUUGUCCCGUCAUGGAUGUCUCGGGGGAAAUUCACCGUCAAGUUAAAACGUAUUCAUAACGUUUUGUUUGUACUUUGCUAUUCAUCUCAAUAUACAGGGUGCUUACAUUUUUUUAAACACUUAUAUGGGAGUUAAAUUUCGAUUUAAAGCUUUCGUGACUGCAGGGAUUCAUCUUCUUGGUUCUUUCGGUAAAGUCACGUAGAAGGGAAAUGAUAAAAUAAUAAAAAUAAAAUAAUUCUCACGACGUUUCGGCCACAACGCAAGCAGCCGUCCUCAGGUGAAGAACAGAACAGGUCUGUCGGAAAGAUGCUGUCUUUCUGACAGACCUGUUCUGUCUUUCCGACAGACCUGUUCCUCACCUGAGGACGGCUGCUUGCAUUGUGGCCGAAACGUCUUGAGAAUAAUUUAAUUGUUUUAUUUUUAUUAUUUUAUUAUUUCCCUUCUACGUGACUUUACCGAAAGAACCAAGAAGACGUUUAUGGGACUCGUCUUUAAUGGAAAAAGGACCGAUAAUACAUUAUAACAUGAUAACAAAUGUAUAUUAAUAGCUUCAACAAGGCAAAGAGUCUCCACUUGUUUGCCAUCGUUGUCAACGCGUGCCUGGAAUCUUCUCCAGGUGGUCUCCAGAAAUCGGAGGCAGCACAUUUCUUGUGGGGUUGUUGCUAAUUCUCAGAAGUGUUUACAUUUGUUUUGAAGCACCCUGUAUGUAGCCGCUGAGCUUCUCCAAAUCCCAGUAAAAAAGAUGAAACAAAAUUCUGUAUGGUCUAAAUUAAUUUUAAACAUAAAAACAACACCGGUUAUUUUUGACUGGCACUUGAGCCUGCUUGACAGGCUUCAUCCAUAUCUGAAGCCUGUUUUUUUUUAUUUUGAACCAGUCGCACAACAGCAUGCCGACAUUGUUCAGGCUGUUUGGUGUAAACUUCCAGUCUAUUUCAUAGCCAGCCCUUUGUAAGUUAAUUUUAAUCUCAAGUCACCGACUGCACCUUUAAAUAAUCCUUUAAAACCACUUGUAUAUAUAAUAUAUAUUACCUUAUCAAGUGUGUAAGUGUCUGUGUGUGUGUGUGUAGAGUAAGUUUUAUUGAAACACAUCUAAAAGGCCAACCAAACCUUGGCAGACUUACAAAUAUAGAAUUAGAUAGAAGGGUUAUAUUUUGUCAUAUCCUAUUUUUACAGUGAAUAACAUUUGCCGUACAUUAUGGGCCAAUCUCAGAGAGGUGGUGUGAUACCUUAAGCACAAGGUUUUGCACAAUGCACUCGGUUUCAUGCUAAUGUGAAUUUUAAGCCUGUGAACUCGCCCGCUUAUUUUACGUGCACACACACAUGGCUACGUUCCUUGACGCGUACCUGCAUUCGCAUCUUUCGGACCGUUUCGAUGAUUCUAAACAUAAAGCACAUUUUCACAAGGGUAGUGAAUAUGGAACACUAAUACGACGGCUAACAUUGUCUUUUCCUCACAACAAAGUCGGUGUAAGACUGCAUUUAGGACUGCCACGUAAAGCCAGGAUCAACUGCAGGUAGAUGAGUGCAUCAUGGUAGUGGGACUUGCCAUUACUUCAUUGUUUCUGUAGGCGUCGCAGUCCAGUAAUUUAACGCUUACCUCUAAUCUUCACACACCGGCUGGUUAAAGUAUUGGGACAUUGGCCAAUGGGUAACUGGCAUGUGACAAUAUUGUAAAAUAGCCACCUGUAAAACUAGAAGGCCGUGUGGGCCCACAAAUGCAGUGAAUUGGAAAAAAACCCCACAAGAAUGGAAGCUGAUGUUGGGGUGCAUGGGUUCGUGGAUGGUUAAGCUGCAUGCCCCAAACACCUUCAUUCUGUCUCCACCCGUGUUUGUGAGCAAAGGGAACUCAUUUAAUACGGAGCAUGGCUUGGGGUUUCCCCUCGCUGGCUACAUACACCAUCAUCUUCUUGGUUCUUUCGGUAAAGUCACGUAGAAGGGAAAUAAUAAAAUAAUAAAAUUAAAACAUAAAAACAUAAAAUAAAACAUGUAAUUUUUCUUUUAUUAUUUCCCUUCUACGUGACUUUACCGAAAGAACCAAGAAGAUGAAUCCCUGCAGUCACGAACGCUUUAAAUCGAAAUACACAAUGUUGAAAAUUCAAUCUUGCAAUAAAAAAAAGUAAUAGUUAAAUACAAAUCCCUUAGUGCAUACGACCAUCUUCAUAAGUAAUAGCUUGCAGAAUUACUUACGUACUACUUAAGUGGAUCUUUUUUUGGCUUGAAUAUAAUAAGGUCCUGUGAAUUAAUAUAUAUAUUAACAAAGCAGUAAUUGGCCUUGGCUCAUGGACAUUAAUGGUUCCAUCUAGUAGAGUCUCAUAAGUGAGGUAGGCAAACCAUUGAUUUUCUUCUGUUAUUGGUUUGCGUUGAAUUUCCAGUUCUCGCAUUUGCUAAGGUUCAUGCAUUGGUAAUAUAGGGUAAAGCAAUUUUAUUUCCAAUUAUUUUUUACUUUCUUUCUUUAUACGUAAAACACUAACAUCCACGUUAACCUGUUGGAAACUGAAAUAUCAAGUCACUGGAUUUAAUAGUGAUGUCUCGCAAAGGUGUCUUUUGUGAUAAAAGUAACAUCGUAAUUUUCUGGCUUGCAAAAAAGAACAUGUAAACAAUGCACAGGAAGGAAUAAAGUUGAGAAAAAGAUCUAACGGAUGAUUAUUGAAUUACCUUUUUAAUAUUAAAGUAGGCUCGUUCAUAUCACAUCCAGUAAAGCCUCACUUCUGUUUUAGCAGCAGGGGGUGCACAUUCCAGUUUGAGGUCAUACCAGUAGAUAGACGUAUUGUGGCAUGGCAAGCCUCUCCAUUUCCCCUGACACAGCCAUUAAAUUACAUGCAGCUUUGCACACAAGUCUUACACGCUUUGAUGCAGCAAUUAAUGAAUCUGCAUGCUUCGAGGGGAGUCGCAUUCGCCUUUCGGCCACUUCUCUUCACACCCCCCCCCCCCCCUUGCUCUGAGCAGUCUCUAAAGGGUGGAGGAUUUAUGACGAAGAAAAGUGCAUCGCAGCUUUACCGAGUGCUUGCCAAGAUUAGCCUGCUGACAUUGUUUCCUGUUUAGCACCUUGAGUAUACGACCAAAUUAAUGCUUGGCUUCAGUAUAGUGAGUGAAAGUUGCUAAGGAGCAUAUCUUGCUUGGUUCAUUCACGGUUUUGCACUAUCAGUAAAAGUGUUACGGUUUUCCUGAAUUGAUUUUUUUUUUUUACAAAGGCAGACUUCUGGGAAAUCGCAGAUUAAGCUUCAAAAUAUUUUUUAAUUCCCAUUUACAGUUUACAAUUGGCAUAAUUGAGUGGUCUAUUUUUAAAUCAUUAACUUGCUCGCAGCUGUUGGUCACUGAAAGAGCCUCACUAUUAUCAGUAUACAGUAUUUCGUAAGUUUGCAUGUUAAUCAAGCGCUGCUCUGCAUGCAAGCGCACACUCCUGGCUGAUGUGGAAAUUAAUGGGGAGUUGAGCAAAGAACAAUGGUUGGCCAGACAACCGCUAUAAUUUUCUGUAAUUUUAGCAAACCACCAGUCCAAGUGCUUUGGGAGUGACAUUUAGUAAUCUCUGCAGGCGUGCAGUUACCAGCUUGUUUGCAUGGAAGUGGUCGAAUGCUAUAGCUUUGCUAAGAGAUGUAGAUUGUAACUUUUUGAUCAUGUGCUUACUGCUUGAUGUGCAUUUUGAUAUGCUGUUAUGGUGUUAGCAGUCAUAUCUUUAAUGAUACGUGGGAUUUUAUGCACAUUUUGUAAUUUUUUUUGUAAACCCUUGCUCGAUUUCCUAUUGCCUAAGUUCAUUAAUCACCUGACCUGGUGGCGUUGCCUCGUAACAUUCCUCAUUGAACGUCGUGCAUGUGAUUUUCUUCCUGCUGUUGUGACACAUGAGCUCGUAUGGGGGUGUUUAUAACAUUUUAUCCUGAAGAUGUGUACUUGUUAAUGAUCAUAUCAAACCCUAAAAUGUUUCUGGUUGUGGUGUAAUAGUUAUAGCAGCUCAGGAGAUGGUGUUUUUUUUAUAUAUAUAGUGUACAUAUAUUCACAUGUUUGCUGAAAGCAAAUGUAAAGUUCCUCGUGUAAUAUUGCCUAUUUACCAACAUUGUUCACGUUAAUAAAACAAAUGCUUAGCACAAAA
Messenger RNA from Lethenteron reissneri (Far Eastern brook lamprey), 5628 nucleotides. RefSeq names its product protein lin-7 homolog C. Gene Ontology annotation, molecular function: protein binding. Lineage: Eukaryota; Metazoa; Chordata; Hyperoartia; Petromyzontiformes; Petromyzontidae. The record is from RefSeq and is a predicted model, not a curated record.